AUGGAAUCCCAAAACCAAGAGCAAUAUUCAGCAUCAAGGCUCCUUCAUACUCAAACCCACAUAUGGAACCACAUCUUCAGCUUCAUUAACUCAAUGUCCCUCAAAUCUGCAAUAGAUUUGAACAUUCCUGACAUCAUUCAUAAGCAUGGCAAGCCCAUGCCUCUCUCCCUUCUCAUCUCUUCUCUUCAAAUCCACCCUUCUAAGUCUCAAAAUGUUUAUCGCUUAAUGCUAAUCCUCACACAUACUGGCUUCUUCUCUCUUCAAAAACUUCCCGAUGAAGCCGCAGAAGAAGGCUAUGACCUUACCGAUGCAUCGAACCUUCUUUUGAAGGACAAUCCCUCAAGUGUCACCCCUUUCUUGCUUUACCAGCUGGAUCCCAUCCUAACCAAGCCUCGGUACAAAGUAGCUAACUGGUUCCAAAAUGACGAUCCAACGCCGUUUCACACGGCACAUGGAAAGACAUAA
Neltuma alba is the source of this 465-nucleotide messenger RNA. Its product is annotated as trans-resveratrol di-O-methyltransferase-like. NCBI's taxonomy places the organism in Eukaryota, Viridiplantae, Streptophyta, Magnoliopsida, Fabales, Fabaceae. The record is from RefSeq and is a predicted model, not a curated record. The coding region runs from base 1 to 465 and encodes 154 amino acids. The transcript has a single exon. Gene Ontology annotation, molecular function: protein dimerization activity; methyltransferase activity.